GCGGGGGCGCGCGGCUCGGAGCGGCCCCGCCGCGUCGGGCCCCGCGAGUGUGUGCACAGCGUCCCCGGGCGUGUCGGGAGCCGGUCCUGCGCGGCGCCGCGGCCGAGCACCGAGAAGGACCAGUGGUGUCACGAUGCUGCCUCUCAGCACGGUCGAGGGUGAGGACACCGAGGAGGUGAAGACCAAGCCACCGGAGAAAGGAGCCCUGCUUUCUGAGAACACUGAUGAUCCGCCAAAGAAGCCCUCCAGGAUGAAGGGAAGAAUGUCACUCAAAAUCCUGCCCUUCUGUCCCCUGCCAAGCUUUUGCUUCACCUAUUACCUGGAACCGGAUGACUCUGACUCCGAUUCGGAAACUGCUCCUGAGCCCUUGAAGCCGGAUUCAAAUUGCACAGUCAUUCCUAUUGUUGGUUUAGAUUUUAAGGAAAUCAAGGUGUGUGAAUGUCCCCUGUGCUGUCUCACCUUUUUCUCUGCUUCCUACUGCAUCAGCGCCGUGACGCGCGCCGGUGGUGGCACAGGCCGUCUCCGCCACCUGACUCGCGUUCGGAGGCGGGGGCGGGGGCGGGGGCGCGCGGCUCGGAGCGGCCCCGCCGCGUCGGGCCCCGCGAGUGUGUGCACAGCGUCCCCGGGCGUGUCGGGAGCCGGUCCUGCGCGGCGCCGCGGCCGAGCACCGAGGAGGACCAGUGGUGUCACGAUGCUGCCUCUCAGCGCCGUCGAGGGCAAGGACACUGAGGAGGUGAAGACCACGCCACCGGAGAAAGGAGCCCUGCUUUCUGAGAACACUGAUGAUCCGCCAAGCAAGCCCUCCAGGAUGAAGGGAAGAAUGUCAUUCAAAAUCAUGCCGAUCUGCCCCCUGCCAAGCUUUUGCUUCACCUAUUACCUGGAACCGGAUGACUCUGACUCCGAUUCGGAAACUGCUCCUGAGCCCUUGAAGCCGGAUUCAAAUUGCACAGUCAUUCCUAUUGUUGGUUUAGAUUUUAAGGAAAUCAAGGUGUGUGAAUGUCCCCUGUGCUGUCUCACCUUUUUCUCUGCUUCCUAAACCUGACAUCCCUCUGCUUCCUGCUCUCAACUGGGUGCCCCUGAACCCUGCAUGCUGGGCUGCUGUGAUGUCAAAUUCCAAAGUGCAGCUGCUUAAAUAAAUCAGACGUGAUAUCUCUC
This is a messenger RNA of Camelus dromedarius (Arabian camel), 1155 nucleotides long. RefSeq lists its product as uncharacterized. Lineage: Eukaryota; Metazoa; Chordata; Mammalia; Artiodactyla; Camelidae. The record is from RefSeq and is a predicted model, not a curated record. The transcript has 8 exons. Bases 134 to 1036 code for a protein of 300 amino acids.